CUCCAGCCUGUUGACUGGCGCUACAUCACUGUCCUGAGCUCGCGUGCGCUGGGUGGGGUUUGGGUCAUUUCCUCCAGUGUCGGGUUUCUCCAGCUCACUGGCAUUUAAAUCUGCUGCAGUGGGAAGCCUGUGUGUGAGCGUGUCACCGUGGGACAAUCAGCUCUGCUGCAGGAUUUGCCACUUUUCUUCUCGUCUUUUCAAAACAGCAACACUGUAUCUCUAAUUCUCGUUCCAGUGUCCAAGAAGAGGAUUCAUUGUAUCGCGCAGCGGCGCGCGCGUCUGUUGCAACAAAGCUUGAAUGAAAGACUGCCCGACUGCAUUACUGAACAUAUAAGCCGCAUAUUUGGUAGGAAUGCAUGCUAUUUUGUAGUUAUGCUCGUUUGUGCGUUUUGUGUCGUGAAUGAACUAGAGGCACGAUAAUCGUUUGAUUAAAAAUAUCGUUCGUGUAUGGACUCUAAAUACAUCGACGUCAGCGAUAUCAGAUUCACGCGCGCAUCAUUCAUUUGAAAACACUACGGUCCUUCAUUCCUGCGUGCAAGCUUCUCUCUGUACUCGAGUCACAUCAUGUUCAGCUGGUUGGGUACCGAUGACAGGAGAAAGAAAGAUCCAGAAGUCUUUCAGACUGUCGGUGAAGGACUCAAGAAGCUCUACAAGACCAAACUGCUUCCAUUGGAGGAGCAUUACAAGUUUCACGAGUUUCACUCUCCUGCUUUAGAGGAUGCAGACUUUGACAAUAAACCCAUGGUUCUCCUGGUGGGACAGUAUUCAACCGGCAAAACCAGCUUUAUAAGAUAUCUCCUGGAGCAGGACUUCCCCGGUAUGCGGAUUGGACCGGAACCUACGACUGACUCCUUCAUAGCAGUGAUGCAUGGCACUAUGGAAGGAUUAAUCCCGGGAAACGCACUGGUUGUGGAUCCAAAGAAACCCUUUCGCAAGCUUAACGCCUUUGGCAAUGCCUUCCUAAACAGGUUUGUGUGUGCCCAACUGCCCAACCCUGUUCUGGAGAGCAUCAGUGUGAUUGACACACCAGGAAUUCUGAGUGGAGAGAAGCAACGAAUCAGCAGAGGCUAUGACUUUGCUGCUGUCUUGGAGUGGUUUGCAGAGCGAGUCGACCGCAUCAUUCUGCUAUUCGACGCCCACAAGUUGGACAUCUCGGAUGAAUUUUCAGAGGUCAUCAAGGCCCUCAAAAACCACGAAGAUAAGAUACGCGUGGUGCUCAAUAAGGCCGACCAGAUUGAGACGCAACAACUGAUGCGCGUCUACGGUGCCCUCAUGUGGUCGCUGGGAAAGAUCGUCAACACGCCCGAGGUGAUCCGUGUCUACAUUGGUUCAUUUUGGUCGCAUCCGUUACUGAUCCCAGACAAUCGCAAGCUGUUUGAGGCAGAAGAGCAAGACCUGUUCAAGGAUAUUCAAUCACUUCCUCGAAAUGCUGCACUACGCAAGCUGAACGAUCUUAUCAAGAGAGCUCGACUCGCAAAGGUUCAUGCAUACAUCAUCAGUUCUUUAAAGAAAGACAUGCCUUCGGUCUUUGGGAAGGAGAACAAAAAGAAGGAACUGAUUAACAGCUUGGGUGAGAUCUACACUCGCAUUGAGAGGGAGCACCAGAUCUCCCCGGGCGACUUUCCCAACCUCAAGAGAAUGCAGGAUCAGCUACAAGCCCAUGAUCUAAACAAGUUCCAGCCUUUGAAAACGAAGCUGCUGGAUACAGUGGAUGAUAUGCUGGCACAUGACAUUGCCCAACUGAUGGUUCUGGUGCGUCAGGAGGAAACACAGAAGCCCAACCAGGUGGUAAAGGGUGGCGCCUUCGAGGGGACCAUGAACGGGCCAUUCGGACACGGAUACGGAGAGGGGGCGGGCGAGGGCAUCGAUGAAGUCGAGUGGGUGGUGGCUCGUGACAAACCUAUGUACGACGAAAUCUUCUACACCCUCUCGCCUGUCAAUGGGAAAGUGACCGGUGCCAAUGCCAAGAGGGAGAUGGUGAAGUCCAAGCUACCCAACACGGUGCUGGGAAAGAUCUGGAAGCUGGCUGAUAUCGAUAAGGAUGGUAUGCUGGAUGACGAGGAGUUUGCUUUGGCAAACCAUCUGAUCAAGGUUAAACUGGAAGGUCAUGAACUUCCGAGUGAUCUUCCAUCUCAUCUUGUACCGCCUUCCAAGAGAAAAAUUCCAGAGUAAGAUGUAGCAUGUCUGACUUUGGAAAACGGAUUCAUUUUAUGGAUUAGGAUGGCUGGACAACUAAAAAAGCAGGGACUCCUCUGCGAUACGCGAUUGUGCUUUAGUAUGACUGUACUGGAUUUGAAAAUGAUCCUUUGUAUAUUUUUCUGUUUGACAAACACAUCAUGCUGUCUGCCGUUUAAAAAUUCAUUUAAAGGAAUAGUUGACCCCAAAUUAAAAAAUAGUUUUCUACAUAUCCCUGUCAUUCCAACCCCAUAUUACUCAGCCCAGUCACACGAAAUUACAUACCUAUAGUCACAUAAUUUUUUUUAUUCUUUUUCGUGAUACUGUCACGAAUUUCCCCGUUUUAUCGUUAUCGUAUCACGAAUUUCUGUUUAUGUUUCAUUAUCACGUAUUGGUUACUCAACUGUUUUGUCCUAUUUUCUUGCCAUUGUAAAUCAGAAAAAAUAGUAUAAACCAAUACUUAAAGUGUCAUCCUAACGCAAACACCAAAUCUAAUCCUAAACCGAAACGACAAUGGUUUGAAAAUAGGAAAAAGCAGUUGAGAAAAAAUCAAAAAAUUACGUCACUACACUGCAACAAAAUUAUUUUCAAGAAAGAUUUUCUUAGUAUUUUUGUCUUGUUUUCAGUAAAAUUAUCUAAAAAUUCUUGAAUAAAGAUGCUUUUUCUUGAUGAGCAAAACGACCCAAGAAAGUAAAAAUAUCAAAUUUAAGUGAUUUUGUGCAUAAAACAAGCAAAAAAUCUGCCAAUGGGGUAAGCAAUUUUUUCAUGAAUUUUUCUUGAAUUUAUUGUUUAAGAAAAAUGUUGCCGAUUUUUUUGCUUACCCCAUUGGCAUUUUUUUUUUUUUUUUUUUGCUUGUUUUAUGCACAAAAUCACUUAAAUUUGAUAUUUUUUGUCUAAAAACUAGACUUAUUUUCUUGGGUCGUUUGCUCAUCAAAAAAAGCAUCUUAAUUUAAGAAUUUUUACAUAUUUUUACUAAAAAACAAGACAAAAAUACUAAGAAUUUUUUUCUUGAAAAUCAUUUUUUGCAGUGCAAUACUUAAAGUGACAUCCUAACGCAAACACCAAAUCUAACCCUAAACCAAAGCGAAAAUGGUUUGAAAAUAGGAAAAAGCAGUUGAGAAACCAAUACGUGACAAUGACACAUAAACAGAAAUUUGUGAUACGAUCACGAAAAAACACAGAAAUUUGUGACAGUAUCACGAAAAAGAAUCAAAAAAUUAUGUGACUACACUGCAAAAAAAUUCUUUUCAAGAAAAAAAAUCUUAAUAUUUUGUCUUGUUUUCAGUAAAAAUAUCCAAAAAUUCUUAAAUUAAGAUGUUUUUUCUUGAUGAGCAAAGCGACCUAAGAAAAUAAGUCUAGUUUUUAGACCAAAAAUAUCAAAUGUAAGUGAUUUUGUGCAUAAAACAAGACAAAAGUAUUUUUUUCUUGAAAAUCAUUUUUUUUGCAGUGUAUAGGUAUAUACUUUUGUGAGACUGGGUAGUGUUACUUUACCUUUCAUCCAAAAUUAUCAUACAGCAACAGUUCAUUGUGACCUUGUCUGCCAAAAAUGUGGUUUAACUUGUGCAUUAAUGCUGUAUUCCUCAGGCCAAGAAACGGAUCAGUGAACAAAUAACCCUGUUAAUUUCAAUGAAUUGGUUAAUCUGGUUCACAAAUUUGACUGAUUCAUUUAUGAAAUACCAUGACCCGGUCACAGCAAAUAUACUGUAGUUGUAUGGAAAAACUGCUCAAAGAUUAUUUAUUCAUAAAAAAGUGAAAUAUUUUAAGGAUUUGGAAUAACAUGAGAAUGAGAACAAAGCGAUAUUUUUUACUAUUCCUUUAAUGAAUUUAUGUGCUUUCGAAUUUUACAGACACAUUUUACUGUAUAUUAUAAUUUAAAACACUCAGAAGAGGAUUUCCCUCAUUUGUUCGUCUCUCAUCAUGACACUAAAGCUUCAUCAUCCAUUCAUGUGUUGGAUUUUUAUUAGUUUAUUUCAACACAAUCUCACAGCAAUUUGUCCGUAUUUGUACGUAUGGCGGCUAAUUCGUAUUUCGUAAUUUGUAAGACCACAUUCGUAUGUUUUUGUAUGAUUUGCUUUCGCCUCGUGAUGUUAGGGUGGUUCAUUUUUUUAUUCUAAUAAUUGUUUAUUUUUGUACGAUUCACUUCAUACAAAUUCAUACGAAUUAGCCAACUCGUAAAAUACAUACGAAUUCCUGUGAGAUCUGUUUAUUUACACUAAUCUGUGUCAAGAGAGGAGAUAUAUAGAUUACAACAGAAAUCGAAAAAGUCAACCACAUUCUGAAUCUUUGUAUCAGUAGUUAAUCUAAAUGCACAGCUGUUCAAAUGUAACAAGAGAAGCAAAAUGUCUUUUAUAAGUAGGCCUAGGUGUUAUUGUUUUCACGUGAAGGCGGCAUCUUAACAAAUGCGAGUCCUUUCUAGCCUGACGAAGAGACUGUUAAAACUGUAUAGCCGUCAAGUGAGAAGAUUCGGUGUUUAGUGUUUUGAUGAAAAUGUAGAACUAGUAUCUGUUAAUAGUCGACUGUAUGUAAUGUAAACAUAUGUAAACUAACUUGGGUUUUAGAAAACUUACAGAAUUCCAGUCUGAUGGACAAAAAAUGCUGUUGCAAUUCAGCGAUUUAACUUUAUUAAAAGUGAUAUGCAUUCAAUUGAGCUUUUCUCUCUGAUGACUUUUGUGCUCAUGUGCAUCAUAUCAUUGAAACAACAGCAGUUGUAUGCAUUUAGUCAUAUUAUACUUUCCCUCAUAGUAUGAGCAUUUAGUGAUUCACUGAACUAUUUACCUCUAUCCACCCCUUGACAUGCAGUUAUCCAGAGUUGAUUCAUUUAUUCCUGAAGAUUAUUAGGUGAAUUCAUGGGGUUUAAUGCACUGAUGUUUGUAUCUGAACUGAAUGGCCCUUAAUCUGAUCUGCUUUGAUUUUAAUGCCCAUUUUCCCAUGUGAAAUAGCUCUGCUUACGCAAACCAUACCUCAGUUUCAGGAAUCAAAGAGAUAAAAUUGUCAGAUUGAAAUGACAAAUGUUAAGAUAAUGAAAUUCCUGCAUUACAAGCUAGCAGUGCUUUAACCAAUAAGCUGCCUCUUUGCCUUUGGACACACCCACUUCAAUCAGAUAUCGGAUGUGACACUGCACAUACUGUAGAAAUGUACGGGAGAAAACAUAUUGUCUUGACAUCCUUUAAAGACUUUCAUGGAUCAAGUUGCAGUUGAAUGUGAUUGUCGAAUUAAAAAAAUCCAACUUUGCUCAUAAAUUGCACAUGGGAUGUUUCGUUUUACCAUAAUGUAUCUGCAUUUGUUUUUACAUGUACAUGUGUACUGUAUAUGGGGUGCAAUAUGGUUUGCAAGUGUAUUGUGAAGUAGUUACACUAAGCACGGAUGCCGUGUUGCUCAUUGUGUGUUUAAACCAGUGCGUACAUGCUGUUCAGAGAGAAAUGGAUGUUAUUCAACUAAAUAAAACUCUUAACUCAUUUAAAGGGC
This is a messenger RNA of Misgurnus anguillicaudatus (oriental weatherfish), 5640 nucleotides long. It is a transcript of the gene ehd3, whose product is annotated as EH-domain containing 3. Gene Ontology annotation, molecular function: protein binding; GTP binding; calcium ion binding. Gene Ontology annotation, cellular component: cytoplasm; plasma membrane. Gene Ontology annotation, biological process: endosomal transport; endocytosis. The record is from RefSeq and is a predicted model, not a curated record. NCBI's taxonomy places the organism in Eukaryota, Metazoa, Chordata, Actinopteri, Cypriniformes, Cobitidae.